GGAAAGAUCCGAAACAACCGGUCGACGAAGUUACUCAGCUCAUUUCUUUAGUCGGUCUCCAUUCUCGAUUAACGCCAGUCAACUGAUAAUUGUUGUUGCGCCCCGUCCAUCGAAAGACACAAGUAAUUAAAAACAACUGCUCGUGCUUAUUGCACACGCAGUCCACGAUCGUCAUUUUUCCGACCGUUGCAAUAUUUCGUAGUUCGUGCGUUAUCAGUCGUAUAGAGUAGAGUGCGCAGUGUGGACAUUUCUGAAACUUCCAGUGAUAUUUUCGUCGCCUGUUCAUUCGAUCGAUCCGAUCGAUUUUUAUUGCAACGUGAAGAAACAGUGCCCCGACAAUCUGUGUGCGUAAAGUGAUUUAAAAACAGGUUGUGCAGAGUGGUGUGGAUAUAGGUACCUACAUAGAAUAAUAAUAUUCUUACAUCGAUUGCCGAAGAAGAGAUCUAAAACAAUCGGGGGUACUAGUCGCAACACCUUCGAACUGAUAACAGAUUUUGUUCAACGACAUUCAACCGUCUGAACCGUAUCUGCCGUUGUUUAAGUUUGAGAAGGACAACUAAUGGAGCCAACCCACCCAGAAAGGUGGCGCGAUUACCGGCCAAUAGCUCUUCCUCGUCCGAUGGUACAAUGAUGCCUUCACGGUCAAUUCCCAACCUCCAAGCAGAUCGAGAAACCAAAGGUCACUCACCAUCUAUCUACACUUAUCUCCAGAACCAAUCGGGUUUAAACUUCGACUCGGUGUCAACCACGGCUCCGACUCGUGACGAUGAUUCACCACCACCCGCUCCACCUGUACGAGACUCCUCGACCCUUAAAUCAGUCAAGUACGGUCCUGGACACGAAAAGUAUCCGUCUUGGCCGGUACCAGCGGCCGCUGACACACCUCAAGCCCUACGAAUGCCACCCGGUGGCGGAUCACAUCGCUCCAAGUCUUGGACUGAUCACACUAACUACCCCAAAGAGAAAAUAGUCACGUACACUAGACCUUACAUGAAGAGACAGCACACAGCGAUGCAACAGAAACUAAAAACUGUGAUGGAAAGGUGUGAAAAGAUUCCUCCUGAAUCUUACGAGUCGCGUCUGAAUAAAAUCAACGACCACAUGUACCUGCCUCGCGUGGAUCGCGACGGCAAACCCUUCGGCGACAUGGAAUAUUCAGUGCCAUCCCCUCCGGAACGCGAAUUUUGCAAACCCCAACUCACCCAAGCCGAUUUAGAGCAGUACGCGAGAUCCUACCAAGAUCCAUCCAUAGAGAACUUCUACAACGAGGACUCCAAAGGACCCCACUCUCACCUGACACAGGCGGAACUGGAAGAAUAUUCAAAAACCUACGACGAGCCCUUCGCUCCACAACAUCAAAAACAGCCCUCAUACGCGCAAUCGGAAGGGUACCACAGUUACGUGUCGAGUAGCGAUUCCACGUCGACCCCUUUCCUCGACAGGCUCAGACGUGACUCUCAAGCUGUAACGGCUCGCGCCCAAUCGGCUGGCAGUUGGGACGAAGUGUCAGAACAGGAUAACGGGUCCUCGAAACGGGAAGGACGGGACAGUGUAGUGACUACAGGAUCAAGCAGUGGUUCCUCUAGUGAAACGUUGAAAUGGCACGGUUCAAUCAGUGACGUGUCGAUAGCCAGUAGCACGUGCACCCACGCGACCAGUUCCAUCAAUCCUUCCACCUCCAGGCAACUGAUAGCACACAGUGCCAGGGUGAAAACUCCACAGAAGCACAACUCCGAGAGCGUUCUCUACAUCGGCAGCGACACCCAAGAGAACUGGACCGAAAGGGAGAAGCGUAUCAACAACGCGAACAAACUCAAACUUUUUCCCGUCAACACGUACACUAUGAAACCUUCAGAGAAACAGCAGGAGUACAAUCAAAGGCUUUCGUCAUUGUCGACUCCUUCAGUUGCAGACAAGAUUAGCGAACUCGAAAAACAACAAAAGUAUUCUUAUUUGGAUCCCAACAAGCGACACAAAGUUCCUGAUCCCACGUUGAAAGCCAUCCAGAAGAAAGCUCUCUUAUCUUUCUACGAAAGACACCAUACGAGCAGCGGUUCGACGAAAGCAACGAACAUUUGGAGAUCGGAACCUCAACUGGCCCAUUCCCAGCCAACUUUAGCCCCAGUGCCACAACCACCUCCGAGAGUCAAUCUCCAAUCACCUUCCAGAAGAGCUUCGUGUGCUUCUGACUACGCUUCUGGUACAAAUUCAAGACGAAGUAGCUUAUCGUCUCCACGAGAAGCCAAACAAGAACAGAAGCUAAUAACGAAACACCAACACAGCAAUUCAUGUGGCAGUUUAUCAACAGACUUGUUGGGUCCCAUGAUUGUUGGCCCUGCGAUAUCAGUGGACGACUGGGUACCUCAACAACCUCCCGAAAGGCCCCCGAAGAACCCGAAUCUCAGAAGCGCCUUUCCUGAUUUGUUUGUGCGGAGACUUCCGAGUCCCGAUCUUCCACCCCCUUCACCUCCCAACGUUAACGAGGACGAAGUUAUAAAUAACGAUGAGCCGUUUCCUCCCCCACCACCUGAAUUACAACACCAAGACACAAACGAAUGGCACGACGAUAACCAUAGUAAUAAGAUAAGGCAAGCAGCUGAGCCACAAGUUCAAAAAACCACAAAUACUAGUAGGAGACUGAAAGACUUCGACACGGAAACCAAGAAGAUUAUGGAAGGAAGGGCGAAACCGAUAUCGAGGCAUAGUUUUGGCCCCUACGACGCUCAUUAUCAGAGAUCUCAGAACAUAAGUCGACCCAAUAAAGAAAACAGUGUCGACGAAUCGUUUAGCAAUAAUGGAGACUUCCCGAUCUUAAAAAGGGCUUACGAAAGAUCAAGCGUAAGGUACCCGUGUGCCCAAAAACUAACACUGAACGGUAUCGUGGCAACAAGUCAAAAAAUUCCUUCUGGUCUUACUCCAGAGCAAUACAGAAUCGAACCGUUAAAACCCCAUUACACCACCACGAACGACAAUAAUAAAUUGGAAGAAUUGAAAAAGUCUUCUGGGUCAUUGUCGAGCGAGAACAAAGGUCAGAGGGCGUCUUUUGCGGAGAAUCUCAGCCGGGAUGUUCCACCCCCAUUGCAACCGAGACAGAUGAGGAUUAACCACAGCAUGAGGGUCAGAAUGCCCGAUAGGAGACCGAUCAAUGCCAGGAAGUCGCCACCAGAUUUGGAUAAAUUGAGGGAGACCACCACCAAACCGAUCUGCUUCCAAGUGACCCAGUCCAAGGCGUCAUAUCUCGCGUCACGCAGAGAAAAGGAGCGCAUAGUUCCUGACUCCGAUACGGGAAUCUACAAAAGGACGAUGUCGCCCAACGGUCAUGCAUUACCUCCAGACACUGUUAACGAAUCAAACAAGUUCAAUACCACCGAUAACAGCUGGUUACAAAACAGAUCAAACAAAGAUAUAAAAGUGAUAAAGAAUAACAGCGUGAAUUUAUCGCGAAGAGCGUCCAUGAACGAAAAGACCGAUAUAAACGGUACCAUGCUUCCCAUGCAAGAACAGGAAGAAAUUAAGAAACCCUUACCGGACGUUCUACCGGUCAAAGAGAAAAUUCUACCACCUAAAUCAUUAAAUUUGACCGUUAGGCAACAGCAGUUCGAAAUAAAUAGCUUUAAUAAACAUCAGAACAUUCAAAGGUCUCCUCCGAAGUAUGAAAGUCCUCCGUCGUCUCCGUCCAAAAGUCCCUUAAGAAAUUCACCACUUAUGCCUUUAAGAACUACAGCUCUAUCGCCGCACUCCCCCAAUUCUGAUAAUUUGCAAUCGUCUAACAGAAACUCACCUUCCAGGAAUGAACAAAGCACUCCCAUCAAACGAUCAUUUCAAAUAAACUCAUCACGAAAAUCUCCUCAGUUCUCUGUGGACGUAUCAGAUUCUCCAAUUAUCAAAAGUAAUUCUUCGCCACAACAGUACUUCGUUUCUUCAAGUACAACUUGCAAUUCUACCACAUAUAAUUCAACUUACAACUCGGAUUCGGUAAUUGCUACCACCGUUCCUUGUAACAUUUCUUCAGAAAUGUCAAAAGCUCCCCCACAAAGGCAUUCUCCUCCGCCCCUGCGUCAGGCCGUUUCGGUAAACUCGAUAAGAACAAUAAAAACAAUUUCACCCCCCGGACGGGCUUCUCCCAUGAUCUCGACGUCCACAAAUACUCCCCUUCACAUGUCUCCAAACACAUCGUCUUCUUCGAUAUCGACAUCUCCGGCUUCACCGGUAGAAAAGGACAUUGAACCUCCGAAAGUCAUCGAAGGAUUGCAAAUGAUACAGAGAACCGAAGUGGUAUUGAGGGUGAACGUUUGUACAACGGAUGCCGCUUCCCAAACGGAUAAAGAAGAACUCCCACCAACUCCUCUGCCAACGAGGAAAAAGCUCAAAGAAGAAAUCGAAUGCGAAAAGCUAUCUCAAGAUCUCAUUAUGCAGUUGCCUCAUACUGAUAGGUUAAAGCAUCUCUUAGUGCCAGGUCCAGAACAUAAGAAACCUACGGACUAUGUUACAGGACUUUUUCGUCCUGAAGUCACAUCCAGGCCAAAGUCAGUUAGUUCCCACUUUCGCAAUCGGAACAGUUCGCCUCCUGAUAGCAGUCCUCCUUCUUCAAUUACCUCUUCCACGACUAACUCGUCACCCACUUACAAAAACAACGAGUCACCUUUAAGUUCCUGCACCGUCCCUGUAAUAGAACCGACGAGUCCCUUAUCUGCAACGUCCACGUACUUUACGAGAUCGGAACCCAAAGCAAAACUUCUUACAAGAUACAGUCAAGACAUGAAUCAAUGUAAUGUAGCAAAGGAUACCAAAGAUCUUAAUCAAAAGAAGACGGAAUUGAUGAGUAGAUUAGAUAAGAAAUUGGAGGUUCUUAGGAGUGAACAGCUGGUGGUGUCUGAAGAGUGCCGAAUAAAUGACGAAUUGGGAGAAAACGUCGAGUCUCAUAUCAGUCGUGUAGCAAGACCCCACGAAGCAGCCAAAUUCAGGCUUCACAUAGAAGAAGUUGGAAAAAUUACUAGCUUGCUUUUGGGACUUUCCGGACGUCUUGCAAGAGCCGAAAAUGCCUUGAUGGGAAUGGCGGACGAUCAUCCAGAAAAGAAAACUUUGGAAAGCAAACGUGAUAAACUUCAGGAGCAGUUGGAAGAGGCGAAAAAGCUGAAGGAGUGCAUAGAUAAGAGGAGCAUCAACGUUUCGAACAUUCUUUACAAAUAUUUGAAUUCGGAAGAGUACGCCGACUACGAUCACUUCAUCAACAUGAAGGCCAAGUUGAUAAUGGACGCGCGAGAGAUCGCGGACAAGAUCAAACUCGGGGAGGAACAAUUGACUGCACUCAAAGAGACCCUAGAUGCCACCGACUGAACGACUGACUUUAAUUUAAGUGCAACUCGGAAGAAGCAAGAGAUAAAUAUAAAUGUAAGUGUUAAUAAUUAAUGAUAUCACUACUAUUAUUAUGAUAUGUUAACUGAUUCGAGUUCUAUCGAACGGUCCUAGUCCAGUGUACGAUUGACAAUAAUGAUGAGAUAAAAUAUCGAUUAAUUAUUGAUCGAUUAAUUAAUUAAUUUUUCGUUCGUCUGUUUGUUUGUUUGUACGGUUGUUUGUUUAUUUGUUUGGGUUUAGAAUGUGCGUUUUCUUUUCCGGUUUUUGCUAGAGUCGACUUUUUUCAAUUUUUUUUGUACAAAACCCAUGUAUUAUUACUAUUAUAAUUAUGAUCUAUUAUUGAUUUGUGUAACUACUUAAUAAUAGUUUAUUAGAAUAUCACUGUCAGCAAUUAUCAAUCGAUUUAAGUGUGGUACUUAUUUAAGAAUAAUAUUUUUUGUUCUCGUUUCUCGAUGAUGUGAUUUACAUGUCAUGUAGAUGAUCGAUCGAUAAAUCGACAUCGACAUCAGUCGUCAUCGUUGUCGAAUUCAAUACACACAUAAAAUAUGUUUAGUUAUCAUUAUUAUCAUUAUUAUUACUAUUAUUAUUAAU
Agrilus planipennis (emerald ash borer) is the source of this 5946-nucleotide messenger RNA. RefSeq names its product protein Shroom. Gene Ontology annotation, cellular component: cortical actin cytoskeleton; apical junction complex; adherens junction. Gene Ontology annotation, biological process: actin filament organization. The record is from RefSeq and is a predicted model, not a curated record. Lineage: Eukaryota; Metazoa; Arthropoda; Insecta; Coleoptera; Buprestidae. The transcript is spliced from 11 exons. Bases 628 to 5337 code for a protein of 1569 amino acids. Gene Ontology annotation, molecular function: actin filament binding.